AGUUCAAAUGCCUUACGGUUGCUGUGGACGAGCUUUCGGAUCAAAAGGAUGUCAGGCGGUUUCUACUCAUGUGCAUAAAGGAAAUUUGUAUUUGGACACAGACGCGUUUAAAGUCACACCGCAACCAACGACACAACAUAACGGGAAUUAUGGUGUAUAUGCUCUUGACACAGAGUCGAUCCACACGACGAAGGGAAUCGAGGUGUGCAAAGUGACAGUUCUUGACACCAACUGUCGAGUGGUGUACGAUCAAUUUUGUUUGCCAACAAAUGAAAUUGUUGACUACAACACCAUAUUUAGUGGUAUCAGAAAAGAGGAUUUAAAUGGUGUUACCAAAACAUUUGAAGACGUCCGUAAUGAUCUUCUAGAAUUGUUCAACAGUGAUACAAUUUUAGUUGGACACAGUCUUUUUAACGACCUUAAUUUGCUUAAGAUUGUACACAGCAACGUGAUCGACACCGCAGUGUUAUACCCCCACCCUGGAGGUCUAUCUCUUAAACGGUCUCUCAAAGACAUUGCCUUGACCGAACUAAACAGAAGCAUUCAGAGCGAAGGAGGCCAUGACAGCAAGGAGGAUGCCGAGGUUACGAUGAAGUUGUUGCUAAGGAAACUGUAAUCGACGAUUUUUAUUUUUGCCUUUUUUUAUGGUACAAGAAGACCACAUUUUGCUGUUUUAUGUUUACUUUGUCGCAUUUGUUCUUCAAUUUAUCCGCAUGACUACUGAUCUCUAAUCAAUAAUUGACGUUUCAGGUCUUUUUUCGCUUGUGAUGAGGAAGAUUGUGUUGGCAUCUCUUUGGUUGCAAAAGUUGUUAUGUUUGGUCACAAAUGAAUGUGUCUUUAUAUGAACUGGCCAUUGUUAUUUGUUUGCAUCAUAACAAAUAUGUAUUGACACACAUUGUUUAUGACACAUGUGCGACGUAGUUAUAGUGAUGUUUAAAUUUAUUAACGGUGGUUUUUGAUUCCGGUAUAUAAUCAAUUUAAAUUCAUAAUGAUUCAAUACCUACUAUAGUCAAUCGGUCAUUUGUUUAAAAGAGGCUUUCUUUUUAUCGUAUGAACACUCAAAAGUCUGUUAUCCCUUGAUAACAAGUAUUAUUAAUGCUGUCGAACGAUUUCAAAAUUUAAAGCGCAUUUGUGGUGAAAACAAGGUUUAAAUUUAUCGC
Molecule: messenger RNA, 1160 nt
Organism: Dreissena polymorpha
Lineage: Eukaryota; Metazoa; Mollusca; Bivalvia; Myida; Dreissenidae
Product: putative exonuclease GOR
Exons: 6
Coding region: 8-616 (202 amino acids)
Cellular component (GO): nucleus
Molecular function (GO): exonuclease activity; nucleic acid binding
Source: RefSeq, a predicted model, not a curated record